Molecule: messenger RNA, 3483 nt
Organism: Manis javanica (Malayan pangolin)
Lineage: Eukaryota; Metazoa; Chordata; Mammalia; Pholidota; Manidae
Gene: ITPK1
Product: inositol-tetrakisphosphate 1-kinase
Biological process (GO): inositol trisphosphate metabolic process
Cellular component (GO): cytoplasm
Molecular function (GO): inositol-3,4,5,6-tetrakisphosphate 1-kinase activity; inositol-1,3,4-trisphosphate 6-kinase activity; inositol-1,3,4-trisphosphate 5-kinase activity
Source: RefSeq, a predicted model, not a curated record
GCAGCGCUUCCUCCGCCCCGGCGGGUUCCAACGGGCCUGCCGGCCGGGUGAGCGCGGCGACGACGGGCCGGGCUGCGCGCGAGGACAAGGGCGAGGAGGAAGCGGCGGCGGUGGCGGCGGCGGGACUGCGCGCCCGGAGCCCCGUUCCGCGUCCCCGCCGCCGGGAGGAGUGCCCGCUCGCUCGCGGCGCGCGCCGGGCCGCCAGACUCGGCCUGUGGGCGAUUUCCUCCGGACCCGAGCUCCCCGCCCGAGGAGGAAGAUGCAGACCUUUCUGAAAGGGAAGCGAGUUGGCUACUGGCUGAGCGAGAAGAAAAUCAAGAAGCUGAAUUUCCAGGCCUUCGCCGAGCUGUGCAGGAAACGAGGGAUAGAAGUCGUGCAGCUGAACCUUAACCGGCCAAUCGAGGAGCAGGGCCCCCUGGACGUCAUCAUCCACAAGCUGACUGAUGUUAUCCUAGAAGCCGACCAGAACGACAGCCAGUCCCUGGAGCUAGUGCACAGGUUCCAGGAAUACAUCGAUGCCCACCCUGAGACCAUUGUCCUGGACCCACUUCCCGCCAUCAGGACCCUGCUUGACCGCUCCAAGUCCUACGAGCUCAUCCGGAAGAUCGAGGCCUACAUGAAAGACGACAGGAUCUGCUCGCCACCCUUUAUGGAGCUCACGAGCACGAGCCUGUGUGGGGAUGACACCAUGAGGCUCCUGGAGAAGAACGGCCUGGCGUUCCCGUUCAUUUGCAAGACCAGAGUGGCUCAUGGCACCAACUCUCACGAGAUGGCCAUCGUGUUCAAUCAGGAAGGCCUGAGCGCCAUCCAGCCACCCUGCGUGGUGCAGAACUUCAUUAGCCACAAUGCUGUCCUGUACAAGGUGUUCGUGGUUGGUGAAUCCUACACUGUGGUCCAGAGGCCCUCCCUGAAGAACUUCUCUGCGGGCAUGUCAGGCUCCUCCCCAGGACGAUCUCUCAUGCCCCCCGUCUGGACUGGCUCUGGUCGUAGCGGCGGGAGGACUGUCGGGCACACCGGGGCGGCAAGGGGCCUGCGUGCCCCGCUAGCGGGAAGGAUGCCAGAUCGUGAGUCCAUCUUCUUCAACAGCCACAACGUGUCGAAGCCAGAGUCAUCAUCCAUCCUGACCGCGCUGGACAAGAUCGAGGGCGUGUUCGCGCGGCCAAGUGAUGAGGUCAUCCGGGAGCUCUCCCGGGCCCUGCGGCAGGCGCUGGGCGUCUCUCUCUUUGGGAUCGACAUCAUCAUCAACAACCAGACCGGGCAGCAUGCUGUCAUCGACAUCAACGCCUUCCCCGGCUACGAGGGUGUAAGCGAGUUCUUCACGGACCUCCUGAACCACAUCGCCACCAUCCUGCAGGGCCAGAGUGCAGCCACGGCAGCUGCAGGGGAUGUGGCCCCACUAAGGCACAGCAGGCUCCUGGCAGAGCAGGCGGGCAGCCUGGCAGGCGAGCGGACAUGCGGCACUGGCCCUGGCUGCUGUGGCAGCACAAUGGGCCGGGACCCACCCUGGAUGGCGGAGGCCGACGCGGGCAGCGUGGGUGCAGGUGGCACCACCAAGCUGCCACACCAGAGACUCGGCUGCACCGCCGCUGUGUCACCCAGCUUCCAGCAGCAUUGUGUGGCCUCGCUGGCCACUAAGGCCUCCUCCCAGUAGCCAUGGAGCCCAGGACCCGGAGGGGUGGCGUGGGCCGCGGAGCACACCUGCUGGGCAAGCAGCUUCCAGUGGGGACGCUACUACUAAGAAUUCCCAACCAUCUGAUCCUUUUUGUUUUUUUUUUUUAAUUUUUAACCUGAUUUUCUGAUGAUCUGAAUGAGGGGUGGGUGGGGGAAUGUGGAAGAGAUCCCCAAGUGGUCCAGCCUUGCAGAAAAGGGCCAUCCCGCCUAAUACCUGCUGUGCAGAUCUCUUCACUGAGUUUACACAUGCUUGUGUUUUCAACACUAGGUCUGAAUGUGAGGUGGAGCAUGUGUGUGUGUGAUUGCCGUGUGUGUGUGAGUGCGUGUGCAUAUCCACAUCUGUUCGUCUGGAUGGCUUGCUGUGAAUCAGGCCUCAGGGAGCCUGGAGGGGGCCGCACCGGCCAGGCUGUCGGCAGCUGAGCAGAGCCAACGAACAGUUGCCUGGCUCACUCUCCUCCAAGCGCCCACACCGAGGCCUGGCCCUGUGCGUUUCCCCCGCUGCUGGCUGCCUCCGCAGCUUUGUGAGGAGUGGGGCCUGAAGACCCGCCCCAGGGUGCCGCUGCACCUACUGAAAGUGGGAGCCAGAGUUGGCGAGAAGCCGCAGCUGCGUUUCCCUGGCAGGGGCCAGGGUAAGGGGGUGUAUUCCUAGCAGGGCGUCUGGGCUGCGGUCUACUUGCUGCCCUCAUGAAGGGGAAGGAGAAGAAGGCCUCCAGGGGAGGCCAAGGCCUCGUAGGCUGCCUCUCUCCAUGUCCAGUACCCCAACACGUGUCCCACACAGCCCUGCGAGGAGGCCUUCCUAGCUGACCAAGCACUGCUGCUCCCAGGACCCAAGAGGAGGCUGCCUGACUGGGAGGCCCUGGGCAGAUCCCGCCUGUGCCAAGGAUUUGUGCUGUUUCUUUGGGCAAGUCAUUCCAAGAGACCCCGGGCCUCCAGCGUGCCCUCGUUUCUGACGGCUACGAGGAGACCAGAGGACACUGAAGUGUGGGCUUGAUGCCCUUGCCCCUGCAAUGCAGCCUGCUUCUCCACCAAGUCGGCCCAGAUGAGCCUCCCCCCAGCAUGGAGGCAAUUUGGGGCUCUCUUCUCGGGCAGCAGGAGGCUGUCCAUAUUCUUCACUCCUGUUCACACCUGCCCAGUUCCUGCUUCCCAGCUGGCCUGAUCCAGCCCCUUCCAUGUCCUCUGCGAGCCCCAAGCACUGUGCCAGCCGGGCGCGAGGGAGCUGCAGCCCCAGAGGUCCGCAGAGGACAUGCUGCCCCUCCUGCAUUAGUCACCCCCGGCCCUGAUGGUAGCAGACAGACCACUGGCUGAUCAUACUAGAUCCCACAGCCCAGGUGGGCUGACAUCCCCCUCUGCAGAGAAAGGGCCCAGUGAGGCGCUUUGUCAGUCGGACAGUGUGAGCCCUGGGCAAGAUGCAAAGGACCCUGAGUGUGUCUUGAUUUAAGAUAUCAGUUCACUUUGAGAAAGGAAGAAAGGCCUCUGGGCCAUCCUGUGGUCCUGGAAGGGUGCCCCAAGAGAGUCUGUUGACUGGGUGCUCGGAGGUACCUUCAGUCCCGCCCACCUUGGAGAAGAAAGGGCUGGGUGGUAACUGCCAGGAGGCGGCGCGCGGCCUGGGGUGAGGCGGGCCCAUCAGACCUGCCCGGCUCUCCUGGACACCAUGGGCCUGCCGACUGCCGCGUUUACACGACUUGGGUGUUGAAUCCUGAUUAUAAUGUCUGUACUGUGCCUUUCCUAGGCUACCCGAGUCCCAGGGAAGCAGGAAAGCGUGGCUGGCCUCUUGCACUGCUUUGUCUCCAAAAUAAAACUACUGAAAUCAAA